Messenger RNA from Tribolium madens (black flour beetle), 2181 nucleotides. RefSeq names its product protein sneaky (gene snky). Gene Ontology annotation, cellular component: membrane. Bases 52 to 2181 code for a protein of 709 amino acids. The transcript is spliced from 3 exons. The record is from RefSeq and is a predicted model, not a curated record. Lineage: Eukaryota; Metazoa; Arthropoda; Insecta; Coleoptera; Tenebrionidae.
UUUGAAAAACAGCUUGCCAAAAAUGACAUUUAAAGUCAAAGUUUGACAACAAUGAGAUUGUGUUGUUGCAACUUAUUCAAAGAAAAUCUCCGCCGUUCCUCCCUCCUCCUCUACAAGAUCCUGUUCUCCCAGAAAGAGCACACCAUCCUGAAGAAAAUCUUCAGUUUCUUCUUCGGCCUCCUCCUCGGCGUGGGCUUCUACUUCCUGAUCCUCAUCGACUUGAACUUCACCCCCGGCGCCUCAGUCCUCAUGGGCCUCACCAUGUGCUUGCUCCUGGGCCUCGGCAACGCCUUCUCCUCCCAAAUCCGCUGCAUCACCCUCCUCACCUUGCCCAGUUUCGGCGGAAAAGUCGGUCGCGGCGUGAUCAAAACCUUCGUCUUGGCCUACAUCCUCUCCGGUCCCGUGGAGAACAUCACCAUGAACGGGCGCGAAGUGGUCCGCGUCUUCGCCUGCACCACCUCCCUCACCUUCAACUUGACCAAAACCCGCUUCGAGCUCAUGUUCAAGCCCUUCUCGGACGCCCUCUUCGGCAUGAAGGCCGACGUGAACGAGGUGAAGGACACCAUGAGGUCCAUCCGGGACGUGUCGGCGCCGGUGGUGGGCGAGGUCGAGGACGAGGCCGAAAUGAGGAAGCUGAAGGAGGAGAACGACUACAUGGACGCCAAAACCGGCGACUCGGCCCGAAGCAAGGACAUCGCCGCCAAGUACCACUCCUUGGGGGAGAAGCAGGAAGCCGAACGUUUCGAGAAAAUGUACCUGAAGAAGAUUGAGAUGCGAUGUGAGGACCAGUUCACCAAAGCGGCGCGAAAUUGUCGAGAAAUGUUCGGGAAGGCUUAUGAUAAGUGCUACGAGGCGGUGACUUGGGUGGCGGCUUGGUUGAUUUGUUGGCCCAUGAAGCUGGAUUUUGUGUGUAAUAUCGCCCAGGCGUUGGGUGGGGUCAAUCGCUGUGACCCCUCCAAGGACAUCGAUCCCGGGUUUGGGGACGGUUAUGCAUAUUUGAAAAAAUCCCGAUCCCAGUUUUCCGACAAUUUCAAAAACGUCAAAUUGCAGUACCAAAUCCCCAAAAUCAAGCAAUUGAUCGAUUUGAGGGACAGUCGGGAGACGGCCAAGGCGAUUUUGCAUUCAGUCAACGCAAAAAAGGCGAUUUUGCGCCAAUUGAUGAUCAUUUUGAAACGAAUUCUCGCGUUUAUCUUCCUGAGGAUUAUCCUCAACGCGUCCACAUACCUCGAGAAGUACUUAACUGACAUCCAAUUCGAUAAUAUCUACGUCACGACGUACUACCGCCGGAUUGAUGCCCGAAGGAAGAAGCAGGGGAAGUACACAGUCCUCCCUUUGAAGAAAAUCGAGAAGAAAAAACUCGUCGAUCCUUGCACUCCGCGCCCUUUGAAAAGUGAACACCAACAACUCUUCUGGCAAACAAUCCAUUUGAUGCUCGAAGUACUUUUCGCUACAACGUUCAUACUCCUCGAUCGGCUCUUCUACGAAGGUUUGGACUUGGUGCGACGGCAUGCUAGGAUCGAUUAUGUCCAAACUGGACGUCACGACAUGAAAUUGGAAGUCAAAGGUACUGGAAUGAUUGCUAAUUUGUUGCGGUCGGUUAUCAAGGGUUUUAAUAUCAAAAAACGGAUUCAUAUCGAAAGGAGUAACGAGAAGUGUCUCCCACAACCUUCACUACUCCCCAAUUAUUACAUUUACAAGAUUUAUGGGACUUAUGUAGUGUUGUGGUUGCUCAUUCUUGUCAAUAUGUACACGCAAAGGCUGCGACAUGCCAUCUGUGGGAUGUUUUACAGAAAAUGGGAGAAGAGGCGAGUGUUACAUAUUUAUAAUGAGACGCUGCGACGCAGGAUCGGCUUCUACAGAUUCAUGAAGAAGAAGAUCCAGAAGCUGGUCCGUCAGCGCCGCCUCCAAGACGACCUCAACGUCUUCAUGGUCCUGCAGCUAAAAUUCCCGCGUUUCUUCCGCUUUUUGCAGCUAUUCCCGGGGGCGCGGCGCAAAUGCCUCAUGUGCAAAGAAGUCGAGCCUUUAUGUCGCUCGAAAUUCCAAGUCUGUCCGAACGAAUUGUGCCAUUUCGCGUACUGUCCCGAGUGUUGGGACGACUCGGGGCGCAAAUGCCUCGCUUGUGCCACUCUGGACACCGACACCAGCAGCGGCCUAGACUCCUCCGACGACGACGCCGAUUGA